ACCCACGGCAAGUCUACCACCGUACAGGUGUAACGCGCUGGUUCAAAAUUGAGAAUAGAUGCAGAUUCGCCGUGGAGACGGGUUAAGGAGUCAUCGCUUGAGUGAGAAGAUACCUGUGAAGGAUUUUGAUCAUGGAGGAGGAAUUACGGUGUUACGCUUGUAGAGGAUUUUAUACGAAUCCAGUUAUUUUACCAUGUACCCAUAAUAUAUGUUUUCCAUGCGUUUUAUCGCUUCAACAAGUUAACGGAACGGCAGUUUUACCGGCAUCAAGCGAGCAGCCUCAGCAGGCGACGAACUCAACCGGCACACAGUACGAUUUCUCGUUUGACUUCCCCGAGGCCGACCGCCUGAGCGCUUUCAGUGAUGGUGACAGCGGGGUGAGUUUUGCUGGUGGUUAUGCACCCAGCCAGGCCAGCGGUUCGAGCUCCAGUUCACGUGCUUCCAGCGGGGUCGGUAAGAAUGGCUUUACACCAGCUAAUCCAGAUACCAUGAGGAUCAGCUGCCCACAAUGUCAUCGGAUCAUAUUCCUAGAUGAAAAGGGGGUCAACAGCUUCCCCAGAAACAGAGUUCUGGAGUCCAUUGUUUCACGGUAUGGCAAGGCACAGAAUCUGAUCAUAAAAUGUCAGUUAUGUGAACAAAAUGCCGCUGUUGCUGCGGUUUAUUGCGAACAGUGCGAGGUAUUUUACUGCAGUGCUUGCCGUGUAAGUUGCCACCCUGCCCGUGGACCCCUGGCCAAGCACAGCUUAGUAACCCCUGCCAAAGGAAGCCUGAAAGUCAAAAGUGGGAAGACUCCACCGAAGAUAGCGAAAUGCCAGGAACAUACGGAAGAGAACUUAAGCAUGUACUGUGUAAUGUGUAAAGUACCGAUCUGUUAUGUCUGCCAGAAUGAAGGAAAGCACCUCAAGCACGAGAUGAAAGCUCUUGGAGCAAUGUCAAAAAGUCAGAAGAUGGGGAAGGAGGAGGAUUUAAUCAGUGGCGAUCCCAUCAUGAUGAUAUGGAAAGAUUCUAAACAUCUCCCAGUCAUCGCUUUGGCAUCGUCUGAAAUCUUGAAGAGAUUUACAUGUAAGAGACAAAUUGCUCUGUGGCUCUUCUCUGAUUUCUGCUAA
Messenger RNA from Lytechinus pictus (painted urchin), 1106 nucleotides. Its product is annotated as E3 ubiquitin-protein ligase TRIM9-like. The transcript is spliced from 2 exons. Bases 132 to 1106 code for a protein of 324 amino acids. The record is from RefSeq and is a predicted model, not a curated record. Gene Ontology annotation, molecular function: zinc ion binding. Lineage: Eukaryota; Metazoa; Echinodermata; Echinoidea; Temnopleuroida; Toxopneustidae.